AAUCAAAUUGAUCCGUAUGUUGAUAUUAAACAUACGGAUCAAGUUGAUCCGUAAACCUUUUAUGAAUCAACUUAAAAGGCUUACGGAUCAGGAAUAUUUCAGUCUUUUCACCUAGCAUCAGCCAACAUGAAGUGGCGACUCGUAAUAGACUAAGCUGAGUAGCGUAGUUACCAGAAGUGACACUGUGACAGAGUGACGAGGAGAAGAAAGGCAACUACACACAUACACACACCUACUUAAUUCGUUUCAGAGGAUAGCGCUCACUAUUUCGGAACUUCAGUUGAAUCAUUUUCACGCUCGGAACCCCAAAACUAAGAAAAGAGAGAGACUCCUCAUUCAAGAUAAAUAGAUGAAUUUCCGUUGACAACGUUGUGAAGUUAUGAAAAUGUUGUUUCUCCAAACCACUUUCUUACCUAGACCCUUCUCACCUUUUUGUGAUGCUAGUUUGCAUCCAUUGUCAUCACUUAACAUUCAAAAUCCUAUGUUGGAAUGUGCUCACAGCUUUUCUCAUUAUUCCCCUGUAUCUAGCCACCGCAUUGUAAAGUCCAUAUCAUGCUCUGUUUCUAGUAAGUCUCAUUCAAAACCCGAUCCUGAACCUCCGGAACCUGAAGCUAGUUCGAACCAAAGAGCAAGGCCUAAGGCAAGAAGCAGAAGUGGCCAAUCUAAAGAUGUGGUAUCCAGCAAUGGUGAUAAAAGUUCAGCAGAGACAUUCCCCACUACGAUUCCCAGGAAGCCGAGGCGUGGUCGCAGAAGUGAAGCCGUGGCAGUGGAAGAUUUUGUACGCGGUUCGCUCGAGCGCACGUUUGCUGCAAUUCGGGAACAAAACAAGGAUGCUUUGGAGAAUCAUGAGAACAUAAUGAAGGAGAGGGAUGAUGACAGUUCUAAAUCUGAAAGUGGUGAUAAGGACGAUGACAAUGAUGAUGAAGAGGAAGAUGGUGGUGAAGGCAUAAGAAAUAAGAUGGUGAUUGAGGAAGAGAGUAAAAGCUGGCCUUUGGAUGCAGAUGUUGGGUGGGGGAUAAGAGCUUCCGAGUAUUUUGAGCAGCAUCCAAUCAAGAAUGUGGUGGGAGAAGAUGGGUAUGAAAUUGACUGGGAAGGGGAGAUUGAUGACAACUGGGUGCAAGAGAUCAACUGUUUGGAGUGGGAGAGUUUUGCUUUCCAUCCCAGCCCUUUAAUUGUCCUUGUCUUUGAACGCUAUAACAGGGCAUCUGAUAACUGGAAAAUUUUGAAAGAGCUAGAGAAAGCAAUAAAGGUAUAUUGGAGAGCUAAAGAUCGGUUGCCUCCCCGGGCGGUUAAGAUAGAUAUCAAUAUUGAGAGAGAUUUGGCUUAUGCCCUGAAAGUUAGAGAAUGUCCUCAAAUUUUAUUUUUAAGGGGUCACAGGGUCGUGUACAGGGAGAAAGAACUCCGAACUGCGGAUGAGCUGGUUCAGAUGAUUGCAUUUUUCUAUUACAAUGCAAAGAAGCCUGCGUGGAUAGAUGAUAAGGCCUUGUAUACUCGUUAUUAAUCUUCAAGAAUGUCAUAUAGCCCUUGACAACCUGAAGAUUGCGUGUCUUUGUAAUGAAACAAACAAAAUUGGCAGCAAUUGUUUUAUGUAUAAAAAAUAUAAAGUACUGUAUAAGAGUUAAAACAAUCAGGCACUACCAAAUUUAGAAAUCUUAAGUGAAACAGUGAGCAUACAUAUUCAUUGUUUUAUCUUCUCUA
Molecule: messenger RNA, 1698 nt
Organism: Glycine soja
Lineage: Eukaryota; Viridiplantae; Streptophyta; Magnoliopsida; Fabales; Fabaceae
Product: thioredoxin-like fold domain-containing protein MRL7, chloroplastic
Exons: 5
Coding region: 380-1501 (373 amino acids)
Biological process (GO): chloroplast organization; regulation of DNA-templated transcription
Cellular component (GO): chloroplast stroma
Source: RefSeq, a predicted model, not a curated record